Messenger RNA from Salarias fasciatus (jewelled blenny), 1788 nucleotides. RefSeq names its product basic salivary proline-rich protein 2-like. NCBI's taxonomy places the organism in Eukaryota, Metazoa, Chordata, Actinopteri, Blenniiformes, Blenniidae. The transcript has 11 exons. The coding region runs from base 1 to 1788 and encodes 595 amino acids. The record is from RefSeq and is a predicted model, not a curated record.
AUGGCCACCGACAACCACCCAGGACCCCCAACGGCCGCCUGGGGCCCCCUAUGGCCGCCCAGGACCCCCGAUGGCCGCCUAGACGCCGACGGCCGCCUCGGGCCCCCAACGGCCGCCCAGGAACUCCGACGGCCACUCAGGAACCCCGACGGCCGCCCAGGGCCCCCGACGGCCGCCCAGGACCCCCAACGGCCGCCCAGGAACCCCGACGGCCACUCAGGAACCCCGACGGCCAACCAGGGCCCCCAACGGCCAACCAGGGCCCCAGACAACCGCCCAGGGUCUUCUUUGACCGCCCAGGGCCCCAGACGACUGCCCAGGGACCCCGGUGACCGCCCAGGGCCCCUGACAGCCGCCCAGGGCCUCCAACAACCACCCAGGGCCCCAGACGACUGCCCAGGGACCCCGGUUACCGCCCAGGGCUCCCGACAGCCGCCCAGGGCGCCCAAUGACUGCCCAGGGCCCCCCACGACCACCCAGGGCUACCGUGAUUCUGUCUUCACCAAGCACCUAACAGAACCCAGUGAGGAGCCGGUCGCUGCAUCCAGGAGUUCUGAAGCAGGGUCUUCUGUGGCCGCCCAGGGCCCCAGACGACUGCCCAGGGACCCUGGUGACCACCCAGGACCCCUGACAGCCUCUCAGGGCCCCGACGGCCGCCCAGGACCCCCAACGGCCGCCCAGGAACCCCGACGGCCACUCAGGAACCCCGACGGCCGCCCAGGGCCCCCGACGGCCAACCAGGGCCCCAGACAACCGCCCAGGACCCCCAACGGCCGCCUCGGGCCCCCGACGGCCACUCAGGACCCCCAACGGCCGCCUCGGGCCCCCGACGGCCGCCCAGGACCCCCAACGGCCGCCCAGGACCCCAACGGCCGCCCAGGAACCCCGACGGCCACUCAGGAACCCCGACGGCCGCCCAGGGCCCCCGACGGCCAACCAGGGCCCCAGACAACCGCCCAGGGCCCCAGACGACUGCCCAGGGACCCCGGUGACCGCCCAGGGCCCCUGACAGCCGCCCAGGGCCUCCAACAACCACCCAGGGCCCCAGACGACUGCCCAGGGACCCCGGUUACCGCCCAGGGCUCCCGACAGCCGCCCAGGGCGCCCAAUGACUGCCCAGGGCCCCCCACGACCACCCAGGGCUACCGGGCCCCAGACGACUGCCCAGGGACCCUGGUUAUCGCCCAGGGCUCCCGACAGCCGCCCAGGGCGCCCAAUGACUGCCCAGGGCCCCCCACGACCACCCAGGGCUACCGGACGCCGACGGCCGCCUCGGGCCCCCGACGGCCGCCCAGGACGCCGAUGGCCGCCUCGGGCCCCCGACGGCCGCCCAGGACCCCCAACGGCCGCCAAGGCCCCUCAACGCCUGCACAGGAACCCCAACAGCCGCUCAGGAACCCCGACGGCCGCCCAGAGCCCCCGACGGCCAACUACGGGCCCCAGACGACUGCCCAAGGACCCCGGGACCCCGACGGCCGCUCAGGAACCCCGACGGCCAACUGGGGCCCCAGACAACCGCCCAGGCAACCUGGUGACCGCCAAGGGCCCCUGACAGCCACCCAGGGCCUCCAACAACCACCCAGGGCCCCAGACGACUGCCCAAGGACCCCGUGCCUCAUGGCCACCAACGACCGCCCAGGACCCCCAACGGCCGCCUGGGGCCCUCGACGGCCGCCCAGGGCCCCCAACGGCUGUCUGGGUCCCCCAACGGCCGCCCAGGACCCCCGAUGGCCGCCCAGGACCCCCGACGGCCACCCAGGGCAACCGAUGACUGCCCAGGGCCCUUGA